AUGAACAACACAAAAGAGAUUAAAGUAAUCUAUAAAGAUGAAUCAAAGGAUAAGAUUAAAUAUGAACAAACGUUGACAAUGCUAAGGGAAUGGGAAGAAGCUGCAAACUUUAUCGAGAAACUAUUUAUGAAACAUAUUCAAUUAGAUACUAUUGACUUUGUCAAAAGCACUGUUACUUAUACGAUGGUAGUACCAAUUGAUUUAUGUAAUAUUUUAAAUACUUUACAUGGUGGUUCAAUUGCUACAUUGGUAGAUGGAAAGGUUAAUCCAAGUGUUAGUGUUGAUUUAGUCAUUAACUAUGCCAAUGCAGCGCCUGCUGGCAAACCAAUUAUCAUUGAAUCAUGUGCAUACAAGAUUGGAAAGAAUCUAGCUUUUACAGACACUACCAUCAGAAAUGAAAGAGGUGUCAUUGCAAAAGGAUCACAUAAUAAGUUCUUAUCAAUUCCUCAAGCUAAAAUUUUAAUGGAAACUAUUAAUUCAUAUUUAAAAGCUAGUAGAUUAAAUGCAUAUCAAACAGUAUUGGUUUUGGAAGCAUUGGCAUUGGCAAUUGCACAAUCACAAGUUGGAUUGAGUUCAUUCUUUCAAAGAGAAAAUGGACUAUUGAUGUUUGGUAUUUUAAGUGUCCUAUCAUUUUUUGGUCACUGUAUCUAUUACAUGAUCAACUCUUAUGUUGACUAUGUAUCAGGUGUAGACGAUGCAGAGACUUCAACUGAUCGAACACUAUUUGAAGUGGUAUCAAUAGCAAAUCUACUUCGAUACAUUGUCGUUUCCAUAUCGAUUAUGAUUAUUUUAACCAUUUACCUAACCACUCUAUGUAAUGGUCGACAAGAGACUGAAUGGAUGGCUAAAAUGUUUGUAAUAUAUUUUAUUUCACUCAUGUUUAAUACAUGUACCUAUACACAUCUAAAGUAUAUUGCAUUGGGUCCAAUAUCAUUUGCAUCGUAUGCUAUUUGUACAUCGGUCAUUUACCAUUGUCUGCUGACCAACCAAUUACCAAAUCAAAUGUUUUAUCUCCUCUUGACACCAAUUCUAUUAAUUCUAGUUAUUUGUCUAGUGUCGGGAUACCAUCGAGACAUUGAUGAAGAUGAAAGAGCUGGAAUCAUAACAAUCAAUACCCUACUUGGAAAGAAAAAUUCAAUCCUAUUUAUUUUUUCGCUUUCAAUUUUAUUUUUUAUAAUAUCUAUCAUUUUAGCACUCAAUAGAGAAAACUACCUCCUUUUAUCAGUAUUGGUUUCUCUGCCAGAAACAUGUAGAACUUUCAAAAGAGGAUAUUACAGUGAUUCAACAGCUCAUUUCAACUUGAAAGUAAUGAAAGCUCUUCGUUUGGGUUGUAAUCUCUAUAUUGGUUCAAUUGGAAUAGGUGGUGGUGGUCUUUUCAACUAUCUUUAA
Messenger RNA from Cavenderia fasciculata, 1389 nucleotides. RefSeq lists its product as uncharacterized. Gene Ontology annotation, molecular function: transferase activity, transferring alkyl or aryl (other than methyl) groups; fatty acyl-CoA hydrolase activity. The transcript has 5 exons. NCBI's taxonomy places the organism in Eukaryota, Evosea, Eumycetozoa, Acytosteliales, Cavenderiaceae. Bases 1 to 1389 code for a protein of 462 amino acids. The record is from RefSeq and is a predicted model, not a curated record. Gene Ontology annotation, cellular component: membrane.